Molecule: messenger RNA, 6336 nt
Organism: Diospyros lotus (date-plum)
Lineage: Eukaryota; Viridiplantae; Streptophyta; Magnoliopsida; Ericales; Ebenaceae
Product: protein CHROMATIN REMODELING 5
Exons: 31
Coding region: 549-5786 (1745 amino acids)
Biological process (GO): regulation of transcription by RNA polymerase II; nucleosome organization
Cellular component (GO): nucleus; chromatin
Molecular function (GO): ATP binding; histone binding; DNA binding
Source: RefSeq, a predicted model, not a curated record
CUGAUAACAAACACCCCGCCCCUCCCUCCCCCUCUCUCUCGCUGUAGAAAAAAAAACCCCUCACUUUCUCUCUCUACAUUCUCUCUCUCUUCUGGACAUCAUCGACCGGUGAAUCCAGUGACGUCGGCGUUAUCCACCGUCAUCGGCAGUUAACCUCGCCCUCCGGCGCAGAUUACUCUGCGGCGCCCUCGACACACACACACACCCCCUCCGAAAUCCCGUUUAAAUCCCCUGAACCAGAAAACGUUAAUUUUUUGUUGAUUUUUCCCCCUGUUUCUCCUACGGCGCGUUUGUUCCGGCGUCGCCUCGCCGUUCGGCUCCCGGCGCUAUUGCGCAGGUGCACGCUCCCUCGUCCUUUUCAGUUGUAACCUAAUUCUUGUCACUUUCUUCUUAUUGGAAGAUCUUCUAGAGAGAGUUUAGGUGAUAUAUCGCAAAGGAGUUAAUAUUCUCUCCUGCAUUCAGUUGUCAGUUAUUGCUUUCCAUUUCAAGAACUUGCCUCCUAAAGAGAACAGGAAGUAAGUCUAGUUAAACUUCAUGUAAAAGAAACAAUGGCUUUUUAUAGGAACUACUCGAGUGGAACGGUUUCACAGAGUUUCUUGGAUGAGAAAGGACACGGACAGACAAUAGAGAGAAUGCACGGAAUGGUAGGGAAUGAAGAUGUAGAAGGUACUUCUAGUGAUAAAGAUUCAGAAAUCAAGAUGGAUGGUCAUUAUAGAAGUGAUGGUGAGCCUGAUGAUUCUAGUAGGCCUCAAGGUUCUGCUGCUGCAGGGAAUGAUAGAACAUCAAAUUUACAGCCAUCUGGAAGGAGAAUGGCUCAGAGUGUAAAAUGGGGUUCAACCUUUUGGAAGGACUGUCAACCUAUGGAGCCUCGCGCUGGCUCAGAAUCUGGACACGAGUCAAAAAGUGGGUCCGAAUUUAAAAAUGAGGAAGGAUUUGAAGAAGAUUCGUCAGAUGGCCAAGAAGAGAGGUUAGGUUUAGAAGAUGAUGGUGGUCAGAAGGAAGGAGAGAAGGUUCACAGGGGUGAUGUCCCUGCUGAAGAGAUGUUGUCUGAUGAUUAUUAUGAGCAGGAUGGAGAUGAUCAGAAUGAUUCUUUGCAUUAUGGAACACUAAACCAUUCUAGUGGUUUUAGUUCAAAGGUUCAUUCACGAUCUGUUGCAGCAAACAAUAAUGUGGCUCGGUAUUCAAAGGAGCCAAAUGGGGAACAAUAUGAUGAUGAUGAUGAUGCUGAUUAUGAAGAUGAUGAUGAUGAGGAUGAUGAAGAUGAUCCGGAUGAUGCUGACUUUGAUCCUGACUAUGGUGCCAGGAGAAGCUGCAAGGGAAACAAGCAGGAUGAAGACUGGGAUGUAGAAGAUUUUGAAGAGGAUAACAGCUAUGGUGAUCAUGAUGAUGAUUUGGGUAUAUCAGAUGAAGAUGAUGCUUAUUAUAAGAAACCCAGGGGCAAGCAACGAGGUAGGGGUGGACGUAGUGUGAAACCUAGUGGAGAGUUCAAAUCAUUUUCUUUGUCAAGUCGACGAAAGAAAGGAGGUAAGGCAUCAUUUGAAGAGGAAGAUUCAUCAACAAAAGACUUGGAGAAUGAUAGUGAUGAGGAUAUCAGAAGUAUGACUAGGAGAGGUGCUCAUCUUCGACAAAAAGUUGGCGGUCGUGCUGCUUCUUCAAGUAGCAAAAGCAAUGAAGUAAGAACUUCUAGUCGGUCAGUGCGAAAAGUGUCAUAUGCUGAAAGUGAAGAAAGUGAAGAACUUGAUGAAGGCAAAAAAAGAAAGAGCCAGAAGGAGGAGAAUGAAGAGGAAGAUGGUGACUCUAUCGAAAAGGUGUUGUGGCAUCAGCCAAAGGGCACAGCUGAAGAAGCUAUGAGGAAUCACAAGUCCACUGAACCUGUCUUAUUAAAUCACUUGUUUGACUCUGAACCAGAUUGGAAUGAGAUGGAAUUUUUAAUAAAAUGGAAAGGCCAGUCACAUCUCCAUUGUCAAUGGAAGCCGAUCUCUGCGCUACAAAAUCUUAGUGGUUUUAAGAAGGUAAUAAAUUAUACAAAAAAAGUGAUGGAUGAAAUAAGGUAUCGGAAGACAGUCUCACGUGAAGAGAUUGAGGUCAAUGAUGUGAGCAAAGAAAUGGACUUGGAUAUUAUCAAGCAAAAUAGUCAGGUGGAGAGAAUAAUUGCGGAUAGAGUGAAGGAUAGUUCAAAUGAUAUUGGUCCCGAGUAUUUAGUCAAGUGGCAAGGAUUAUCUUAUGCUGAAGCAACUUGGGAGAAAGAAGUUGAUAUUGCAUUGGCCCAGGCUGCCAUUGAUGAGUAUAAGGCUCGUGAGGCUGCUAUGAGUUUACAAGGAAAAAUGGUGGAUUUUCAGCGUAAGAAGAGUAAAGCAAGUUUAAGGAAGCUUGAUGAGCAGCCCGAAUGGUUAAAGGGGGGAAAGCUUAGAGAUUAUCAGCUAGAAGGCUUAAACUUCCUUGUUAACAGUUGGAGAAAUGAUACAAAUGUUAUAUUAGCUGAUGAAAUGGGUCUUGGUAAAACUGUUCAGUCAGUUUCUAUGCUUGGUUUUUUACAGAAUGCCCAACAAAUUUAUGGUCCAUUUCUCGUUGUUGUGCCAUUAUCAACCUUGUCAAACUGGGCAAAGGAGUUUAAGAAGUGGCUUCCAAACAUGAAUGUUAUUGUAUAUGUUGGAACUCGUGCAAGCCGUGAGGUCUGUCAGCAAUUUGAGUUUUACACUAACAAGAAGGGUGGCCGUGGUAUAAAGUUUGAUGCUUUGUUGACUACAUAUGAAGUAUUAUUGAAGGAUAAGGCAGUGCUAUCCAAAAUCAAAUGGAGCUAUCUUAUGGUGGAUGAAGCUCAUAGGUUAAAGAACAGUGAAGCUUCAUUGUAUACAACACUUUCAGAAUUUAGCACCAAGAACAAGUUGCUUAUCACUGGUACUCCCUUACAAAAUAGCGUCGAAGAACUAUGGGCUCUGCUUCACUUUCUUGAUCCUGAUAAAUUUAAGAGUAAGGAUGACUUUGUUCAAAAUUACAAGAACCUUAGUUCCUUCAAUGAGAAUGAGCUGGCUAAUCUUCACAUGGAAUUGAGGCCUCACAUCCUUCGAAGAGUUAUCAAGGAUGUGGAGAAGUCUUUGCCUCCCAAGAUUGAACGUAUUCUUAGGGUUGAGAUGUCCCCUCUUCAGAAGCAGUAUUAUAAAUGGAUCUUGGAACGCAACUUCCAUGAUUUAAACAAAGGAGUUCGUGGAAAUCAGGUUUCACUGUUAAAUAUUGUGGUGGAAUUGAAGAAAUGUUGCAAUCAUCCAUUUUUGUUUGAAAGUGCUGAUCAUGGUUAUGGUGGGGACACCAACAUUACUGGUAGCAGUAAAUUGGAGAGGAUAAUCCUGAGCAGUGGGAAGCUAGUUAUCCUUGAUAAGCUGCUUGUCAGAUUGCAUGAAACUAAUCAUCGUGUGUUAAUAUUUUCUCAGAUGGUUAGGAUGUUGGAUAUAUUGGCAGAAUAUUUGUCACAUAGAGGGUUCCAGUUUCAGAGGCUAGAUGGUAGUACCAAGGCCGAAGUUCGCCAACAGGCAAUGGAACAUUUUAAUGCACCUGGCAGUGACGAUUUCUGUUUCCUUCUUUCAACUCGUGCUGGUGGCUUAGGUAUCAACCUCGCGACAGCAGAUACAGUUAUAAUAUUUGAUUCAGAUUGGAAUCCUCAAAAUGAUUUACAGGCCAUGAGUAGAGCUCAUAGAAUUGGGCAGCAAGAAGUUGUUAAUAUUUACCGCUUUGUUACUAGUAAGAGUGUGGAGGAAGAUAUCUUGGAACGCGCUAAGAAGAAGAUGGUUCUUGACCAUUUGGUGAUUCAAAAAUUGAAUGCUGAGGGUAGGUUAGAGAAGAAAGAAGCUAAAAAGGGAAGUUCCUUCGACAAAAAUGAGCUCUCGGCAAUCUUGAGGUUUGGGGCUGAAGAACUAUUUAAGGAGGAGAAAAAUGAUGAAGAAAGCAAAAAGAGGCUUUUAAGUAUGGAUAUUGAUGAAAUUCUUGAAAGAGCUGAAAAGGUUGAAGAAAAGGCAGCUGGAGAAGAGCAAGGGAAUGAGUUAUUGAGUGCUUUUAAGGUUGCCAACUUCUGUAGUGCAGAGGAUGAUGGGAGCUUCUGGAGCCGCUGGAUAAAACCAGAAGCUGUAGCUCAAGCUGAAGAAGCUUUAGUUCCUCGAGCUGCAAGAAACAAUAAGAGUUAUAUGGAGGCUAACCCCCCUGAGAGAAGUAACAAAAGGAAAAAAAGGGGAGUAGAACCCCAGGAGAAAGGCCCAAAGCGCCGUAAAGCAGAUAGUUCUGGCUAUUCAGCCCCAAUAAUUGAAGGUGCCGCUGCUCAAGUAAGGGGGUGGUCUUAUGGGAAUUUGUCAAAGAGAGAUGCUUCACGCUUCUGUCGAGUGGUUAAGAAGUUUGGGAACCACAGUCAGAUCGGCUUAAUAUCAGCUGAGGUAGGUGGGGCAGUUGAAACUGCUCCCACUGAAGCACAGAUUGAGAUUUUUGACGCUUUGAUUGAUGGAUGCAGAGAUGCAGUUGAUGGAGUCAACUUUGACCCUAAGGGACCUAUAUUAGAUUUUUUUGGUGUCCCUGUAAAGGCUAAUGAUUUACUAAACCGUGUUAAAGAACUUCAACUCCUAGCAAAUCGUAUUAGUCAGUACGAGGACCCAAUCUCGCAAUUCCGAGCUUUAAAUUACCUCAAACCUGCUACUUGGUCUAAAGGUUGUGGAUGGAAUCAGAAGGAUGAUGCUAAAUUGCUUUUGGGAAUCCAUUACCAUGGAUUUGGUAAUUGGGAAAAGAUACGGUUAGAUGAAAAGCUUGGUCUUACAAAGAAAAUUGCUCCAGUGGAACUUCAACAUCAUGAAACCUUCCUACCUCGGGCCCCCAACCUGAACGAGCGGGCUUCUCAACUUUUGGAAAUGGAACUUGUAGCUGUUGGGGGGAGGGAUGCAAAUGCCACGGGUGGCCGCAAAGCUUCCAAGAAGCAGAGGGAAAAUCUUCGAAGCAUCUCGGUGUCUCACAGCAAAGGCAAACAAGGGAAACCAGGUCCUACCAAACUUAAUGUCCAAAUGAGCAGGACAAGACCUCCAAAACCCCAGAAGGCUGAACCUUUAGUAAAAGAGGAAGGUGAAAUGUCAGAUACUGAAGAAGUGUAUGAGCAAUUUAAGGAAGUGAAAUGGAUGGAAUGGUGUGAAGAUGUCAUGGUUGAGGAGGAAAAGACCCUUAGGCGUCUUCAAAAGUUGCAAACUACCAGUGCUGAUUUACCGAAGGAAAAGGUGCUUUCCAAAAUUCGGAAGUAUCUACAACUUCUUGGUCGAAGGAUUGACCAAAUUGUCUUAGAGCAUGAGGAGGGGACUCAUAGACAAGAAAGGAUGACUACACGACUGUGGAACUAUGUUUCCACCUUCUCAAAUUUGUCUGGUGAGAGACUUCAUCAGAUUUAUUCGAAACUAAAACUGGAGCAGCAGGAGGCAGGGGUUGGACCCUCUCACCUGAAUGGUUAUCCGCCUGGACCUGUUGCUAGGUCAAGAGGAUACAUAAAUGAGUCUUCUCAGACAUCUUUAUCAAGUCACAGGGGGUUUGAUACAGGGAAAUUUGAAGCAUGGAAAAGACGAAGAAGAGCUGAAGCUGAUAUGCAUUCCCAAGGUCAACCUCCACAUCAAAGACCUAUGGGUAAUGGUUUCCGUCUUCCUGAUCCAAAUUCUUCUGGAAUUCUGGGGUCAGGACCGUCUGAUAAUAGAAACUACGGUAAUGAGAGGCCUUAUAGGGUGCGUCAGACUGGUUUUCCUUCUAGACAUGGUUUCUCGUCAGGCGUGAAGUAGUUUUUUUCUUGCCUGAUGUUGAAACAACAGACAGCCUACAGGGAAGUCAAAUUGAUUUCGCCAAAGGCAUUUGCUGCUUCGGCCACUAAUAUUCUCUGGAACUUUUUCACCCAUGAGAAUAAAAAGUUUUGCAGAUUUCUGUCUUAAGCAAUGUCUGGAUGUUCUAAAACCAAUAUACGUUGGAUGAGGAAUGCUUCAAAGCAAAAAGAUGGCUGUGGAGGAAUUUGAGAACUCUUGUGGUACUGUCCGAGAAUUGAAGAUGACUUCAAGAAACAACAUAUAUGGAAAGCUUGCUGCGCCAUUUUUUCUUUUCUUUUGUUUUUUUCGUCUUUCUUUUUUUUCAUCCUUUGGUGUUAACAAAGUUACUAAUUUCUUCACAUAUAUAGAGGACAGCCAAAGAGCGUUUACUCUUUUCAUUUGCUACAGACCGUAGAGCAAGACAUUUUGUAUGUGUUAUGCCCUGGAAGGCUGGAAAAGUGUACAUUAAGCAAUUUUGCAGCUUCAGUAUCUGGAUCUGUUUUUUGUACAAAAUUUCAGACUUUGCGCAUAA